GACCUGUUCGGUGCCUUCCCUGCUUCCCUGUGCUGUGUCUAGGUGAAGUGGAGUGGGGGUCUGGUAGAGUACAGCCUGGAGGGGGAAUUCCCAGAGAUGCUGUUCACUGUCAGCAGAGAGGGAGUCAUCUCUCUCAACGCCCCACUAGACAGAGAGACUCAGGACCAGUUCCAGAUCAGCAUUGUGGUGGAGCGUCCGGACGGCAGGGAGAUCGCCAAGCCUGUGGAGCUGAGGGUGAUGGUGGGCGAUGCCAACGACAACAGGCCCACGUUCCCUACCACACAGUACCACACCGUGGUCAAGGAGCUCGCCCCACGGGGGACGGAAAUCCUCACAGUUCAAGCAGCCGACAACGAUGAUCCCAAAACAGAUAACGUGAGGAUCUUCUACCGGCUGGUUGGCCAGAUCCCAGAGAGCCCUCGUGCCUUGUUCCGGGUGGACCGUGACUCUGGGGUCAUCUCAGUGCAGGCAGACAACCUAGAGGGAGCCGCCCCACAGUACACACUGACCAUCACUGCUGAGGACGCUAAAGGGUUAAACAGCUCCUGUACUGUGGUUGUGACAGUGCAGGACGAGAACAACAACCCACCCGUCUUCACUCAACACGAGGUACCUUUACGCAGGCUGAAGAGGGGACUGACCUGUGAUUUGGGGUUUGGGUUUGGGGGAUAG
Coregonus clupeaformis (lake whitefish) is the source of this 672-nucleotide messenger RNA. RefSeq names its product cadherin-4-like. Gene Ontology annotation, cellular component: catenin complex; adherens junction; membrane. Lineage: Eukaryota; Metazoa; Chordata; Actinopteri; Salmoniformes; Salmonidae. The transcript has 4 exons. The record is from RefSeq and is a predicted model, not a curated record. The coding region runs from base 97 to 672 and encodes 191 amino acids. Gene Ontology annotation, biological process: cell morphogenesis; multicellular organism development; homophilic cell-cell adhesion. Gene Ontology annotation, molecular function: cadherin binding; calcium ion binding.